UACAUUGUCCGCCCCCUUGUUUGCUGCACUCAACUUCCUGCCCCACCAGAGGAAGUGGGGAGAGACAGCAGGUGCGGCAACAGCUAGCGGGGCCAUGGAUAAGGAGUACGUGGGUUUUGCAGCCCUCCCCAACCAGCUGCACCGCAAGUCCAUCAAGAAGGGGUUUGACUUCACACUCAUGGUGGCAGGGGAGUCAGGUCUGGGGAAAUCCACGCUCAUCAACAGUCUGUUUCUCACCAACCUCUAUGAGGAUCGGCAACUGCCAGAGGCCGGUGCUCGCUUGACACAAACGCUGACUAUUGAGCGUCGGGGUGUGGAGAUCGAAGAGGGGGGUAUUAAGGUGAAGCUGACUCUGGUGGACACGCCUGGCUUUGGGGACUCAGUGGAUUGCUCAGACUGCUGGCUGCCUGUGGUACAAUUCAUUGAGGAACAAUUCGAGCAGUAUCUUAGGGAUGAGAGUGGCCUGAACCGGAAGAACAUCCAGGAUUCCCGUGUCCACUGCUGCCUCUACUUCAUCUCACCCUUUGGCCGGGGGCUCCGGCCUCUAGAUGUGGCCUUUCUCCGGGCGGUGCACGAGAAGGUCAAUAUCAUCCCAGUCAUUGGCAAAGCAGAUGCCCUGAUGCCUAGGGAAACCCAGGCCCUCAAGCAGAAGAUCCGGGACCAGCUGAAGGAGGAGGAGAUCAACAUCUACCAGUUCCCUGAUUGUGAUUCUGAUGAGGAUGAAGACUUCAAGAGGCAGGAUGCAGAGAUGAAGGAAAGCAUCCCUUUCGCAGUUGUUGGUUCAUGUGAGGUAGUGAGGGACAGCGGGACCCGACCAGUGAGGGGACGCCAGUACCCUUGGGGUACCGUGGAAGUGGAGAAUCCACAUCACUGCGAUUUCCUGAACCUACGACGGAUGCUGGUGCAGACACACCUGCAGGACCUGAAGGAAGUGACACACGAUCUGCUUUACGAGGGCUACCGGGCCCGCUGCCUACAGAGCCUGGCCCGACCUGGGUCGCGCGAUCGAGCCGGCCGUAGUAAGCUUUCACGCCGAAGCGCCACAGAGAUCCCGCUGCCCAUGCUGCCUCUGGCUGAGACAGAGAAGUUAAUCCGCGAGAAAGACGAAGAGCUGCGUCGCAUGCAAGAGAUGCUGGAGAAGAUGCAGGCCCAGAUGCAGCAGAGCCACGCUCAGGGCGAGCAGCCGGACGCUCUCUGA
Molecule: messenger RNA, 1198 nt
Organism: Pteronotus mesoamericanus
Lineage: Eukaryota; Metazoa; Chordata; Mammalia; Chiroptera; Mormoopidae
Gene: SEPTIN1
Product: septin 1
Exons: 11
Coding region: 95-1198 (367 amino acids)
Biological process (GO): regulation of exocytosis; cytoskeleton-dependent cytokinesis; intracellular protein localization
Cellular component (GO): microtubule cytoskeleton; cell division site; septin complex
Molecular function (GO): GTPase activity; GTP binding; molecular adaptor activity
Source: RefSeq, a predicted model, not a curated record